This is a messenger RNA of Arabidopsis lyrata subsp. lyrata, 1424 nucleotides long. RefSeq names its product AP2/ERF and B3 domain-containing transcription factor At1g51120. The record is from RefSeq and is a predicted model, not a curated record. The transcript has a single exon. NCBI's taxonomy places the organism in Eukaryota, Viridiplantae, Streptophyta, Magnoliopsida, Brassicales, Brassicaceae. Gene Ontology annotation, molecular function: DNA binding; DNA-binding transcription factor activity. The coding region runs from base 326 to 1393 and encodes 355 amino acids. Gene Ontology annotation, biological process: regulation of DNA-templated transcription.
AUACGAAUAUCUCACUAACAAAGGAAACUUACCACUAACAGCUUCUGGUGACAUAAUUACUCUGUAAAUUCCCAUUUUUUCACCGAGAGAAAACUAGAAAAAAACAACAAAAAAUGGAAACUGUAACAUUCUAAAAGAUUCAUUGUUAACAAAAACAACAGAGAAACAUAAUACUGAUUUUCCAGGAUUUACUCCCUCAAAUCUCUCCUUCAAAUACUCUUCCUAAUUUCUUCUGUUUUUAUUUUGCUUGUUUCCUGCGAAGAUCUCUCUCUCUUCCUCUGUCUCUUGUUUUUUUUUUCUUUCUCUUGAUUUUUGUUUUUUGUUUAUGGAUAUGGACAAGAUGAGCUAUGAAGCCAAGACAACGACAGAGACUUCAGGCUCAAGUGACUCUGUCUUGCACAUCACGAAACGCAUGAAACCUACUUUGGUUACGACGACGACCAUAAAACCUGCCUUGUCCAACACGACGAAAUACAAAGGAGUGGUUCAGCAGCAGAACGGUCAUUGGGGUGCUCAGAUUUACGCAGAACACAAACGGAUUUGGCUUGGAACUUUCAAAUCCGCUCCUGAAGCCGCUGCGGCUUACGAUAGCGCAUCGAUUAAGCUUCGAAGCUUUGACGCUAACUCGCACAGGAACUUCCCUUGGUCUGAUUUUACGGUUCAUGAACCGGACUUUCAAGAGUGCUACUCAACAGAAGCUGUGUUGAACAUGAUCAGAGACGGUUCUUACCAGCACAAGUUCAGAGAUUUUCUUAGAAUCCGGUCUCAGAUUGUCGCUAACAUCAACAUCGUUGGUUCAAAACAAGUCCGAGGAGGAGAAGGAGGAGCUCAAGAAUCGAACAAGUGUUUCUCGUGCACACAGCUUUUUCAGAAGGAACUGACACCGAGCGAUGUAGGGAAACUGAAUAGGCUUGUGAUACCUAAGAAGUAUGCAGUGAAGUAUAUGCCUUUCAUUAGCGAUGAUCAAAGCGAGAAAGAGACGAGUGAAGGAGUAGAAGAUGUGGAGGUUGUGUUUUAUGACAGAGCAAUGAGACAAUGGAAGUUUAGGUAUUGUUACUGGAGAAGUAGCCAGAGCUUUGUCUUCACCAGAGGAUGGAAUGGUUUCGUGAAGGAGAAGAAUCUCAAGGAGAAAGAUAUUAUUGUCUUUUACACUUGCGAUGUCCCCAGCAAUGUGAAGACAUUAGAAGGCCAAAGCAAGAACUUCUUGAUGAUUGAUGUUCAUUACUUUUCAGGCAACGGUUUCAACCUUCCCGAGGAAGUAAACAAGACGGUUCACGAGAGUUCUGAUGAAGAAAUGAAAACAGAAACCCUCUUUAGCUCGAAGUUAGAAGAAGAAACCAAAUCAGAGGAGAAGAAAGGAGGGUUUAUGUUGUUUGGUGUUAGGAUCCAAUAGCUACUUGGUUCUUAGGGAUUUUUAUUAUAAC